CUACAUUUGUACUGCAGUCCCACGAGUAGGGGAGAGGCUUUUACUUUCACCGCCCUUCUUGACCAUAUAUGGUUCGUCUGGCGGUUUGGAGAGCGGCUACAUCCACCCGGCAAAAAGUGGACACGAGACGUCAGUUAGCUGCCGACAUACGAGCCUUGGACAACCAUGCCGUCAGACCUGGCCAAAAAGAAGGCAGCCAAGAAGAAGGAGGCAGCCAAAGCCCGUCAGCGCCCCAAGAAGUGUGAUGAAAUAAACGAGGACGGUGAACAACCAGAGAUCCAAGAGAACGGAGCAGACAACAAUGGUGUUGCCAGCCUAACUAAGGAGCUAGAUGAGUUUGAGCUGCGGAAGACGGAGGCUCGGGCAGUGACGGGCGUUCUCGCCUCCCACCCCAACAGCACGGAUGUCCACAUCAGCAGCCUGUCGCUCACAUUUCACGGCCAGGAGCUGUUAGCAGACACCAGCUUGGAGCUCAACUCGGGUAGACGCUAUGGCCUCAUCGGCCUUAACGGCACAGGAAAAUCCAUGCUGCUGUCGGCCAUUGGCCAUCGUGAGAUUCCCAUUCCAGAGCACAUAGAUAUUUACCACUUAACCCGGGAGAUGGCCCCCAGCGACAAGACAGCCCUGCAGUGUGUCAUGGAAGUGGACGAGCAGAGGAUAAUGCUGGAGAAAGAGGCAGAGAGACUUGCACAUGAAGACUCCGAGUGCGAGAAGCUGAUGGAGCUAUAUGAGCGUCUGGAGGAGCUGGAUGCAGACAAAGCGCAGAUGCGAGCCUCUCGGAUCCUCCACGGUCUCGGUUUCAGCGCUGCUAUGCAGCAGAAGAAACUGAAGGACUUCAGUGGAGGAUGGAGGAUGCGUGUUGCUCUUGCCAGGGCUCUGUUCAUCAAGCCCUUCAUGUUGUUGCUAGAUGAGCCGACAAACCAUCUGGACCUUGAUGCUUGUGUGUGGCUGGAGGAAGAGCUCAAGUCGUUUAAGAGAAUCCUUGUGCUCAUCUCCCACUCCCAAGACUUCCUGAAUGGUGUGUGUACCAACAUCAUUCACUUACAUCAGAGAAAACUAAAGUACUACACGGGUAACUAUGACCAGUAUGUGAAGACCAGAGCGGAGCUGGAAGAGAACCAGAUGAAGCGUUUCAACUGGGAGCAGGACCAGAUAACACACAUGAAGAAUUACAUCGCCAGGUUUGGCCACGGAUCCGCGAAGUUGGCACGACAAGCACAGAGCAAAGAGAAGACGCUGCAGAAGAUGGUGGCGUCAGGCUUGACUGAAAGAGUUGUGAAUGACAAGACUCUGUCAUUUUAUUUUCCUCCCUGUGGGAAGAUUCCUCCUCCUGUUAUCAUGGUUCAGAAUGUGAGCUUCAAGUACAGCGACAACACACCGCACAUUUAUAAAAACCUGGAGUUUGGUAUCGACUUGGAUACUCGGGUGGCUUUGGUGGGACCCAACGGAGCUGGGAAAUCCACAUUGCUGAAGCUGCUUAUGGGAGAGCUCCUACCUACUGAUGGCAUGAUUCGCAAACAUUCUCACGUGAAGAUUGGUAGAUAUCACCAGCACCUGACAGAGCAGUUGGAGCUUGACCUCUCUCCUUUGGAGUAUAUGAUGAAAUGUUUCCCUGAGAUCAAAGAAAAGGAGGAGAUGAGAAAAAUCAUUGGUCGCUACGGCCUCACAGGAAAACAGCAGGUCAGUCCGAUCAGGAACUUGUCAGACGGUCAGAAGUGCAGAGUUUGUUUUGCCUGGCUGGCCUGGCAGAACCCCCACAUGCUGUUCCUGGAUGAGCCCACCAAUCACCUGGAUAUUGAAACAAUCGACGCGCUGGCAGAAGCAAUCAACGAGUUCGAGGGAGGCAUGAUGCUAGUUAGUCACGACUUCAGGCUAAUUCAACAGGUGGCUCAAGAAAUCUGGGUGUGUGAGAAUCAAACCAUCACAAAGUGGAAGAGUGGCAUCCUGGGAUUCAAGGAGCAUUUGAAGUCAAAGAUAGAAAAGCAGUAACCGCAUGUGAUCUUGAUUGCUGGGCCUCUUGUUUAUCUUACAUCAUGGACCUGUGCGUUUCUGAACAGAUGAGCAGGAAACAUCCUACUGAACAGAAACAAUUAUGCAUCUUACUGGACUUUAUCUCUUGUAUACGUAGUACUGCUUUUUUCUUUCACGGUUUGACGGCAGUCCACCUGAUCCAACCCCCUUUACCUCAAGCUGCACUCCGAUUGGCUGAUCUACCUGGAAUGCAUUCCAUUGUGUUGUCUUCAGAGACCCCUUUUUGUUCCUUCUUAUAUCUUCUGUUUUAUCCCCAACAUGUAAGCAGCAGCUUUUAGGUCAUUUUGAUAUUUAAAAAAGUGACUUCAUUUUUUUUCCCUCCAGUGUAAAAGAGCAGUUCUGCCUUAUUCGACAGUAAUGCAAUAAAGGUUUGUCUCAAUAAACAGAACAUUAAAAACUAA
Molecule: messenger RNA, 2432 nt
Organism: Girardinichthys multiradiatus
Lineage: Eukaryota; Metazoa; Chordata; Actinopteri; Cyprinodontiformes; Goodeidae
Gene: abcf2b
Product: ATP-binding cassette, sub-family F (GCN20), member 2b
Exons: 15
Coding region: 166-1989 (607 amino acids)
Molecular function (GO): ATP hydrolysis activity; ATP binding
Source: RefSeq, a predicted model, not a curated record